AUGGUGGAAACGGAGCUGCGAAAUUCCUUGCCAGGGCAGAGCUUGCUGGUGCCAUGCGACCGGCAGCUGAAGAUGGGUACACAAGGUCUGUGUAUUUCCUCCACAACGGUCUGCGAUGUCAAAAGCCAGGGUAACACUCAGGAGAUGUCGCUGGACGGCACGUCGAAGUUUGAGAAGCUGCUGGACAAGUCCGCAGAAGGCCCCUCCAGUCUCCAAGGGCGCCAGGCCAAAUUGGAGCAGCUGGAGCAGUCGCUGGCAGCAACAUCAAAGCUGCUUCCGAACGUUCUUGAAGCUUGUGUGGAGAACACUGAUGCGGCUACGCUUCAGAAGACAGUGAAGCUUCCUUCGUCGACGCGCUCGCCUCCAAGCACUUUGAAGGAGGCCUUGUCGGUCCUGAAGGAAGCAGCUGGCGUAUCCGGUGUUCAGCUUACAGAAGCACCGGUGCCUGACCUCAAAGGCGCCGACGAGCAGACAAAGACUCUGAAGGGAAACAUUGCCGGCGAGGCAGUGAACCAAGACGUUGACUUGGACAGCUCUCUGAUGGAAGCAUCGAAGGUAGAGGAGCCAUCCACCUCCUUUCAAGCUUCCGGGGGGCUUCUGGAUGCUGACGUGGCGGAGCUGCGAGCCCUGCUGGAAACCGCCAUCCAGGAGUCUGGCAGCAACGAGGUUGCUUUGGACGACGACCGCACUGUCAAGUUCGAGGUUCCAGCCGAGCGCGUGCUGGUCAUCGCCAAGGCUGGUGGAGACCUGGAUGUGACGCAGUUGAUGACGGCUCGGGAGGUGAUGGACCAUGUGCUGGCAUGUGCAGCUGUUCACCUCUCAUGGCUGGAGGCCUUGCCACACGCUUAUCUAUUCAGCGUGGACGACGGGGCGCAGGCGCAUGCGAUCGACGAGCUCUUGACCACCCAGAUUCCGCUUGAAGUUGAGAAUCAAGAGGUGGAGGUAGGUCUUCUUCCCGUGGCUUUGGGCGGUUCCAACGCGCCACAGAAUGCCUUGGAGUCCGCACUGGCUCGCUUCCCAGUGGCAACUUCCGAGGACCAGGAGGCCAAGCCGUACAAGGUGGUCCUGUGCCACUACUUCGAGAGCUCCGACUACCAUCGAAGGCAGAGGCCGGACAGGAGCCGUGCACUUUCUGGCGGGCGAGUGGCCGCUGCAGCAACGGAAGCUGCUGCCCAUUUGCGCACGAGGCUCCAGGUGUCCGGCCGGGGGAAGUAUGGUCGUGAUGCAAGCGAUUCGAAGUGCAGGCGCCUUCACAGGGCCUUCGCACUUAGCAGCACCACACUGAACAUUCAUCGGCGGACGAAGCAACUACCGCAAGCCCCGGCAAAGAAUGUCGGCAUCUCCGGCCCCUGCCCGGCAGAGGUGACUCCAAGACAGCUGACGCGCGGGAUGGUGCCCGCAGCACUUGCAGAGGAUCUUUACGACUCCUCCCGAUCGCAGAAUUCGCAGAGUGCCGGGCCGUGCCGCAGCCAUUCUGCUUUGUCUUGCGCAUCGUGGAUGGCUUCUUCUGUGGGCGACAGCUUGGAGUUCAGCCGGUCCUCCGUGGGCUAUGCUGUCGGCGAAGAAGGAAAGCUGCAGGAGGCAAGCGUCGGCAGUUCUCCGAGCCGAGGAGGCCAAGAUGCCUCGGUCACGGCGGUAAGUGUGGACAGCACUCAGCUGAAGGCGAAUUUUAAGCCGUCCUCGGCAGUCUCAGCAUUGAUCAUGAAACUUGCAGGCAUUUACCAGCGCUGUGCAGAGCGCCCCUGGGCUUGGACCUGCAGAAGGAACUGCUUGAACUUCUGGGCGGUUUGCCAGGCUGUCGAUGUGCUUGCAUCUCCCCAAUUGUGCAGCAAGCUCGAAGCCAUGAUUCAUCCUCCGGCUAUGGGCGGCCCAGUCCUCAGUGCUCGGGCCAGUCGCAUUCACUUAGACCGGGAUGCGGACAGCAUCCUCGAGGCGAGACGAGCGCGGAAAAGCUCCUUCGACCCGAUGGCGGUCCAGAAGCGAGGCGAUGUGGAUGCCUUCCGAAAGCAGCAAGAGGAAGCUCUGCUCAGGAUGGCCGAGAUGAAGGAGCAGAAGAGACUCGAGAAGAAGCAGAAGAAAAUGGCAGAGAAGGGUGAAAAGCCCAAGAAGGAGAAGAAGGUGAAGAAGAAGAAAGGCAUCCUUUCGGCUUCACUGGGCGCAGCUGCACGGCUCAGCUGGCUGGCUGUCAGCCUUGCAGGCAAGAAGGACAAGAAGAAGAAGGACAAGAAGAAAAAGAAGGAGAAGAAGAAGAAGCUCCUUGGACAGGGCGAGUGUUUCUCAAAGCACCUUAUCUACGUAACAGAACUUCUCUCCGAAGAGCAGGCCGGCAUAGAAUUCGAAGUUGUCUUGUUCCUGCGGUGGUCAUGGAUGGCAUGGUGGGACUUGGAUGAUGGCAAUCAAGUAGCUCCGGGUGACAUAUGCGCUGCAGUCUUCUACUCGCAUCUCAGGACCUACGAGGAUGUGAUGCUGUCGGAUCUGAGUUUGGUGGACUACAUCGCCGUGAACAAGGCGGCGCAGAGCUUCCUGCCCCACACCCAGGGUCGGUACCAGAUGCGGCGCUUCCGCAAGGCCCUGUGCCCGAUUGUUGAGCGCCUGUGCUGUUCGAUCAUGAUGCAUGGCCGCAACAACGGCAAGAAGCUCAUGGCCGUGCGGAUCGUGAAGCACGCUUUCGAAAUCAUCCACCUCCUCACAGACAAGAACCCGAUCCAGGUCUUUGUCGAUGCUGUCAAGAAUGGCGGCCCACGUGAGGACUCCACGCGAGUGGGCUCAGCAGGUGUGGUGCGACGGCAGGCAGUGGACGUGUCCCCGCUGCGCCGAGUUAACCAGGCGAUCUACCUCAUCUGCACCGGUGCCCGCAACAGCGCCUUCCGCAACAUCAAGUCCAUCUCAGAGUGCCUUGCAGACGAGAUCAUGAACGCUGCCAAGGAGUCGUCCAACAGCUACGCCAUCAAGAAGAAGGAGAAUGCUUGCUUGUCCGGCCAACCGCUGAGUGACGUCGAACCUCUCGCGAACCUACGAGCCGUUGGCUCAGAGGGUCCUGUGCGGGACCGUGCACAGUACAGGACCUACGAGGAUGUGAUGCUGUCGGAUCUGAGUUUGGUGGACUACAUCGCCGUGAACAAGGCGGCGCAGAGCUUCCUGCCCCACACCCAGGGUCGGUACCAGAUGCGGCGCUUCCGCAAGGCCCUGUGCCCGAUUGUUGAGCGCCUGUGCUGUUCGAUCAUGAUGCAUGGCCGCAACAACGGCAAGAAGCUCAUGGCCGUGCGGAUCGUGAAGCACGCUUUCGAAAUCAUCCACCUCCUCACAGACAAGAACCCGAUCCAGGUCUUUGUCGAUGCUGUCAAGAAUGGCGGCCCACGUGAGGACUCCACGCGAGUGGGCUCAGCAGGUGUGGUGCGACGGCAGGCAGUGGACGUGUCCCCGCUGCGCCGAGUUAACCAGGCGAUCUACCUCAUCUGCACCGGUGCCCGCAACAGCGCCUUCCGCAACAUCAAGUCCAUCUCAGAGUGCCUUGCAGACGAGAUCAUGAACGCUGCCAAGGAGUCGUCCAACAGCUACGCCAUCAAGAAGAAGGACGAGAUCGAGCGUGUCGCAAAGGCAAACCGUUAA
Molecule: messenger RNA, 3609 nt
Organism: Symbiodinium sp. CCMP2592
Lineage: Eukaryota; Dinophyceae; Suessiales; Symbiodiniaceae
Source: the annotation of a GenBank genome assembly